Cetraspora pellucida is the source of this 1047-nucleotide messenger RNA. The record is from the annotation of a GenBank genome assembly. NCBI's taxonomy places the organism in Eukaryota, Fungi, Glomeromycota, Glomeromycetes, Diversisporales, Gigasporaceae.
AUGGAUAACGAACUAAAUCAAAAUCUUUUAACAUUAAGUAAUAAUUUAUUGAAUUUGCUUAAAACUUCUGAAGGUUUUGAUACAAAAAUUAUUGUUGGUAAAGGACCAAAUAUUAAGGAAUUUAAAGCACAUUCAAAUAUAUUAUCGUCAAGAUCUGCUUACUUUAAAAAUGCAUUAUCAUCACGGUGGGCAAAAAGAGAAAAUGGAAUAAUUAUUUUCAAUAAACCUAAUAUUUCACCGUUGGUAUUUGAAAUUCUUAUAAAUUAUAUUUAUACAGGAAUAUUUGCUGUUGGAAAUAAUGUUAGCUUUGUUGAUAUUUUUAUUUCUGCUGAUGAGAUUGAAUUACUUGAAAUUUCUCAAUACAAAGACAUUCUUCCAGAUCUUUCUGAUGAAAUUUUCCGUAACUUAGAUCCUAGGCAUGAUCUUUUACAAAAAAGAGUAUCAGCAUAUCCUUUUGAUUCUAAAAUUAUUAAUGCUAAAGAUGCAGCAUUAAUAGCAAGUUGGAUUGAUAACAAAGAAAUACCUUAUCUUUUUAAAAAUAUACCUUUCAAUUUCGAGCUUAUUUAUCGUGCAAGCCAAGAAAAUUUUAGUGUUCGUGGAUAUAAUCCGUUAGAUUGGCGUAGUAUCAUGAAUAAUUAUAAUAAUCAUGAAUGCAAAACUUCAAAGAGUUUUAUAUUUUCAUUACUUUCAUUUUCAAAUGGAACAAUUCCCCGAUUAAGUCGUAUCUCUACUAAAAGCGAAGCAAUCAUUUGGUGUAAUGAUAAAGGACCUUGCUUUGGCUUACAAGAUUUGUGGAUACAAAGUAACUCUUCACGAAGAUCUGCUAGUGGUAUAAGCAAGCAACGCUCUUAUGAAAUGGGAAUUAUUGAUAAAGAUACUUUUGAAAUAGAAGAAUAUGAGUUUAUUAAGAGAUUCUUAUCUAAUAUGAUUCAAUUUAUUAAGAACAUUAUUCAUUUCUUUAAUCCAAGUACUUUUCAACCGCUUUUUCGUUUAUUACCAGAACAAAGACAGCAACGUUUUAGUCAAAGGGACCUUUAUUCCCUUUAG